AUGGCCUUCGCACUGAGGGCGCCUUUCCGCUCAAUGGCCACUGUUGCGCGACAGUCGCUUAAAAUUGGUUUGGUACCAGCAGAUGGAAUUGGCAGGGAGGUUAUCCCUGCAGCAAAGCAGGCUCUUGAAGCUCUGGGAUCAGAUAUUCCAAAGCUCGAGUUUCACGAUUUGUUGGCGGGAUUUGAGCUCUUCACCAGAACUGGGGAGGCCUUACCCAAAGACACUGUGCAAAUUCUGAAGGAGGACUGCGAUGCUGCUCUAUUUGGUGCCGUCAGCUCUCCCUCCCGCAAGGUAUCUGGUUAUACAUCUCCUAUCGUUGCUCUGCGUAAGAAGCUGGAUUUAUAUGCUAAUAUUCGGCCAGUUGCAGCGGUCAAUGUCAAUCCCGAGGAAAAAUCCAAAGUUGACAUGGUCGUCGUUCGUGAAAAUACAGAGUGCUUGUAUGUGAAGCAGGAAAAUAUUAUCGACACUGAACAUGGUCGCGAAGCUCGUGCAACACGUUUGAUCACCGAGCGUGCAUCUAGGCGCAUAGGCAAGAUGGCAUUUGAGACCGCACUCAGUCGGCCACGAAAGCAAGUGACCAUCAUCCAUAAGUCCAAUGUCCUGUCCGUCACGGAUGGUCUCUUCAGGGAGACUGUCCGUGCCGUGCCUGCUCUGCCGGAAGUUGCUGGUCGUUAUGACAGUGUCACGAUUGCAGAACAGAUUGUAGACAGUGCUGUCUACAGGUUGUUUCGUGAGCCCGAAAUCUACGAUGUUCUAGUCGCUCCAAACUUGUACGGCGACAUCCUAUCAGACGCAGCUGCGGCACUAGUAGGUUCGUUGGGCCUUGUGCCAUCUAUUAAUGCAGGUGAUAGUUUUGUCAUGGGGGAACCUGUUCACGGCUCAGCUCCUGACAUCGAGGGCAAGGGGAUCGCAAAUCCUCUGGCAGCGAUCCGCUCAGCAGCUCUGAUGUUGCGUCACCUGGGAUAUAAUAUUGGUGCUGAUCGCAUCGAGAAUGCUGUUAACCAGGUGAUACGGGAGGGCCAGGUCUUAACACCAGAUCUAGGGGGCAAGAGCAGCACGGACGAAGUUGUUCAAGCUGUCCUGAAGAGGAUCUGA
Molecule: messenger RNA, 1095 nt
Organism: Heterobasidion irregulare TC 32-1
Lineage: Eukaryota; Fungi; Basidiomycota; Agaricomycetes; Russulales; Bondarzewiaceae
Exons: 11
Coding region: 1-1095 (364 amino acids)
Biological process (GO): isocitrate metabolic process; tricarboxylic acid cycle
Cellular component (GO): mitochondrion
Molecular function (GO): magnesium ion binding; NAD binding; isocitrate dehydrogenase (NAD+) activity
Source: RefSeq, a predicted model, not a curated record